AUGGCCAGCAAAACAGAUUCUUUUGCUACUUUCCUCAUCAUCGGCCCCACAUGCUUCUUCCUAGGCAUCCUCUUCUCCUCCUUCCCCUACGACUACAACGUCCUCUGGACCACGCCGCCUAACCGGGACAUCUACUUCAACAUUCUCGAAGACCACAUCAAAUUCCUGUACGCAUCACCGCCCAUCAUCUCGCGCAUCCUGCACAUCGCAAUCGGUACCGGCCUGGUGGGCUUCCUGACGAAAUUGUACCGCGCAACCGAGGCUAAUUACCUGUUCGAUGGCGCGUCGCUGGUGCUGUACUUCGCUGGCAUCCUCGUCUACCUCACCAAUAUCGUGAAGGGGUUCCGUGUUGUGACGGCGGGCAUCUAUGGCGCGGUUCCGGAGGAUCAACUCGCGGAAGGGGAGGAAAACGACUACAUCAGCCGUGAAGAUACGCUGAGGGUGUUCGCGGCUAGUAACACGAUCUUGGCGCUUGUGCUGGUGGGCGUUUUGGUGUUGCAGGCCGGGCAAUGGUAUGCGCUGAGGAAGGAGGAGAGGGAGAUGGAGGAAAUGGAUCGAAUGGCGGAGGAGAAGAGGACCGGGAAGAAGAGGCAAUAG
Messenger RNA from Westerdykella ornata, 597 nucleotides. RefSeq names its product Shr3 amino acid permease chaperone. Gene Ontology annotation, biological process: endoplasmic reticulum to Golgi vesicle-mediated transport. Lineage: Eukaryota; Fungi; Ascomycota; Dothideomycetes; Pleosporales; Sporormiaceae. The record is from RefSeq and is a predicted model, not a curated record. Gene Ontology annotation, cellular component: endoplasmic reticulum membrane. The transcript has 2 exons. The coding region runs from base 1 to 597 and encodes 198 amino acids.